Paramuricea clavata is the source of this 1653-nucleotide messenger RNA. Lineage: Eukaryota; Metazoa; Cnidaria; Anthozoa; Malacalcyonacea; Plexauridae. The record is from the annotation of a GenBank genome assembly.
AUGUCGUCAAUCGUGACAGGUAUUUUAAGUUCAACAGUGGGCUUGCUAUGGAAUAAGGUUCGCGACUCGACUGCGGCUAAACUGAAGGAGGGCGAUGUUACAGAUGCAAAAAUUCGCGAAAUAGUCGUGACAGAAAUGAACGACAUCAAGACGAAGCUUGAUUGUCUUUCACGAAAAGAGCUUCUCACCAGCUACGUUUUCCUACAAGAAGGCGUAGAUUUUCUGAAUGCUUCUCUCAACAAAUCACGAGGUAAACGCGGUGAAACAUCAGGAAUGCCGAGCAGUAUUCAGUCUGGGAUCUUGAACGAAACCAUAGAACUUUCUCACGCUGUGGGAAAGAUGAAAAUCUGUUCAGACACAGAUUUUGAAGUCGCUAAGAAAAGAUUCGAAAAUGCGCGUAGGAAAGCAGCUGAAGCUUUCGUUAAUGACGCGCUGAGUACUGAAGACCGAAUCUUCGCUGCGAAACUCCGUGUUGUUUCAGAAAUACUGGAACAUCUCGAAAGUCCAGAAACCGCGAUCACAGGGUGUCUGUCGUUUCUUCAACGUCUACAUGACUUACCAGCUAUCCGCGAGAUGUUCUCCGUGCAUGUCAGUCGUGGUGUCCUCUCGAGGCUAAACAAGGCGGAACGAGUAAAGAACGUGAAAUCUGUCAUGUUUAUCAACUAUGUUUUGUUUCAGUUUAAUUUCAAAUUUAGUCGCAAACUUGCUCACAGGUUAACAUGGCCUGGCACAGGAAUUGAACUUGGUGAUCGCAGUUUCAACCCAAUAUUAGAUUGGCGCGAAAUUUCGUCAAGAAAGUCUUGGGGUGAAAAAUUAAUUCUACCUUGCAAUGAACUGGUUGUCGAUAAAGAAAUAGAUUUGUUUUUAUCUGCUGUAAACAGCCAUGGGGAUAUGAUUUUUGGAGAGGUUUUGGAAGACAAAAUCAAAGUUAUUUGCAAAACAGGUAAAAACAAGGUGGUUGGAUUACCUGGACCCAGAGAGGGUAAAUUGAUCGACCAAGGUACUGCAGGACUUGCAGUUGAUAACAAUAAUAACAUUCACGUGGUGAAAAGGCUUGAAAUACGUACGGGAAAUGGUGAUGUGAAAAGACUUUGCGCGUUGAAUGUAUUGGAUAACAAUUACAAAGUUACACACGACUGCGCAUUAGACUUUCUUGGCGAAGCAACUGUAUUGGACUGGGUAAAUGUCGCUAUAAACAAGAACAAUAAUAUCAUCUUGAUCAAACACGCUGAUCCCAAUGUGUAUGUCUGCGACAACACUGGCCAUUUAAAACGCAAGUUUAAACGAGACUCAUGUCGGAUACCCAGCUUGAGCAUUUCUGAGCAGAAUCAAAUCAUCACACCAUCAGACGAUCACAAGGCAGUGUACAUGUUCACCGAGAAAGGAAAUCUACAGUCGACAAUGAAACUACCAGAAGGUCACUGGUUCCGUGGGGUAGCAUUUCAUCACGUUAUUGGUAAAAUAGCUGUCUUAUCCUAUGUCAAACAAAAAAAUUCCUAUUUCCUUCUCUGUUACUCUGAGACAGGUGAACUGGAUACCUCAACGUUCUUUAAUAUGGGUACUACUAGUAGUGAAGAGUACGACUCAUACAUGACAUCUCAUCCAAGUGGUCCUGUUGUUGUUGUAGGAAAGAAAAGCAUCACAUUUAUUUAA